AGUCUUUCAAAUGUGACACAUGUGGAAAAGAUUUUAAGAAUAAGUCUCACCUUUAUACACACCUGAGAGUCCACACAGGGGAGAAGCCAUAUUCUUGCACGACCUGCGGGAAAAGAUACUUUGACAUGUCCACAUUGAAAAGGCAUGUGAGAAUACACACAGGAGAGAAGCCAUAUACUUGCAAAACAUGUGGGAGAGCUUUCAGACAGAGUGGUGACUUGAAAGUCCACAUGGGAACCCACACUGGUGAGAAGCCGUACCUUUGCAAGACCUGUGGGAAAAGAUUUGGUUACAUGUCAGUACUGAAAAAUCAUUUAAGAACCCACACUGGCGAGAAGCCGUACCUUUGCAAGAUCUGCGGUAAAAGAUUCAUUCACAUGUCAGUACUGAAAAAUCAUAUGACAAUCCAUACAGGUGAGAAGCCAUAUUCGUGCAAUACAUGUGGGAAAGCUUUCAGAUUUAGUGGUGAGUUAGCGAUCCACAUGAGAAUCCACACUGGUGAGAAGCCUUACCUUUGCAUGACCUGCGGGAAAAGAUUCAUUGAAAAUUCACAAUUGACAAAGCAUAUGAGAAUUCACACAGUUGAGAAGCCACGAUAACUUGUAAUGUAGUAGUACAUUGUCAACAGUGGCAAGUUUUGUUGAACUAACCUUGAUUUCUUUCUUUGCUUUUUGCAAUCUUUUUUGCACAGUGAGUUUAUAGUUCCUACUAAAUGUUUGACCUGUUAAAUUUAUUUUAUUUUUUGUUGGGUCACUUAUGUAGUCAUCCUGCCAACUAGAGUCUUUUCUUUUUUCCUGCAACACGUUAUAUAAUUUUAUAUUUUUAUGUAUGAUUUCUGAUUGCAUCAACUUGAUAAUUUUAAUUGUUUCAGGUUUUAGAGGUGACACACAAAUACAAAUUGUAGAUGAUCAGCCUAAGCUGUAGAAAUGAAUACAGUAAUCAGUGCCCAAAGGAAUGUGGGCAACAAAAUGCUGUUUUAUGACCUCAUGUAUCUGAAAGAUUUGUAAGGUGAUGAUGUAAGAAUAUCAGAUUCACACUGACGUCUAAAGCUAUAAGCAAAUUCUGUUCCUCGAGGCUGCAGAUGGGUGUGAUGACAUCAAAAGUAAAAGUAGUCAUAACUCUUUUCAGAGUGUUAAAUUAUAACAUGCAAGAGGUGUUUUAAUGUUUUUUGGUAGUUUGAUCAGUGGAAGUGUCUCAUAUUGAACAAGCAUGUAUGCAGAGGUGGAAUGUAAUUACAUGUAGUACUCAAGUACUGUACCUAUGUACAACAUUGAUGGUCCUCAAAUGGCCAAGACUGCAUGUAAAUUCCACAAAGAUAUGAAAUCUUGAACACUUACCAUAAAACAGUAUAGUUUUGAGGUAUUUGUUCUUUGAUUACUUUCAUUUUAUGUUACAUAUAAGUCUACUUUACUACAUUUCAUAGGCAAAUGCACUUUUUAGGCCACUACAUUUACUUGACGGCUAUAGUUCCUUUGCUAAUUAAGAUUUUGCAUACAAAAACUUACCGUUAGCUUAUUAAAUACGAUGUCUUGUUAAACUAUCAAUCAGUAUGUGAACUACAUAAAAAAAUGAAGUGGCUCCACCUCGACUAAAUGCCAUUUACACAUCA
This is a messenger RNA of Siniperca chuatsi (mandarin fish), 1609 nucleotides long. Its product is annotated as zinc finger protein 121-like. The coding region runs from base 126 to 599 and encodes 157 amino acids. Gene Ontology annotation, biological process: regulation of transcription by RNA polymerase II. Gene Ontology annotation, molecular function: DNA-binding transcription factor activity; RNA polymerase II cis-regulatory region sequence-specific DNA binding. The record is from RefSeq and is a predicted model, not a curated record. The transcript has a single exon. Lineage: Eukaryota; Metazoa; Chordata; Actinopteri; Centrarchiformes; Sinipercidae.